GACGUCCGCGAACCCGUCGAGCUUUUCGAAACUGGCAAGAUCCCCGGCGCCAUCAACAUCCCCAUCACCAGCGCCGUCCAGAGCUUCCAUAUCUCCGACGAGGACUUCCAGGUGGCCUACGGCUUCGACCGGCCCGCCAAGGACGUCGAGCUACUCAUCUACUGCAAGGCCGGAGUCCGCGCCCGCGCCGCCGCCGCCCUUGCCCGCCAGGCCGGCUGGGAAAACGUCGGCGAGUACCCCGGGAGCUGGCUCGACUGGGAGGCGCAGAAUGGUCCCGUGGAGAAGGUUUAA
Messenger RNA from Ilyonectria robusta, 291 nucleotides. RefSeq names its product Rhodanese-like domain-containing protein. The transcript has a single exon. Gene Ontology annotation, cellular component: mitochondrion. Lineage: Eukaryota; Fungi; Ascomycota; Sordariomycetes; Hypocreales; Nectriaceae. The record is from RefSeq and is a predicted model, not a curated record. The annotation marks the transcript as partial. Gene Ontology annotation, molecular function: thiosulfate-cyanide sulfurtransferase activity.